GUGGCUCCGGAGACGGCGCCCCCCGCGCUGCCCCGCAUCACGCGCCUCUUCUCCGAGGUGGAGCUGAUGGCCCAGCGCUUCUCCCACGAGGUGGUCUCCAACUACAGCGUCUUCCUGGUGGACUCCCACGCCCGCAUCCUCUACGUGGGGGCCAAGGAUGCCAUCCUGGCCCUGCCCUUGGAUGCUGUUGGCCAGUGGGCCAAGAAGAUCACCUGGAGCUCCCCCCCGAAAUACAGGGAUUCCUGCACACAGAAAGGGAAGGAAGAGGCCGAGUGCCAGAACUUUAUCCGCAUCCUGGAGUUUGCCAACCGGACCCACCUCUUUGUCUGCGGCACGUUUGCCUUCAGCCCGCAGUGUGGAUACAUCAAUACAAGUCAUUUCCACUCGGUGGAGCAGGUGGAGUCCGGCAAGGGCAGGUGCCCCUUUGAGCCACUGCAGCCUUCCUCCGCCAUCAUGGCAGAUGGCGCUCUGUAUGCGGCCACAGUCAACAACUUCCUGGGGACAGAGCCCAUCAUCUCCCGAGCCGUUGAGAAGACCGCCGGGAGCCUCCCGGACAUCAUCCGGACGGACAACUCUGUGACGUGGUUGAACGACCCUGAAUUCGUGGCCUCAGCUUUCCUGCGGGAAGGUGAGAACGGCGAAGAGGACAAGGUCUACUUCUUCUUCACGGAGACGGCGCGCGAGUAUGACUUCUAUGAGAAAGUCAAGGUGGCUCGCGUGGCUCGGGUCUGCAAGGGAGACUUGGGAGGCCAGAAGACACUGCAGAAGAGGUGGACGACUUUCCUGAAGGCGCAGCUGUUCUGCUCAGACCCUGAGAGCGGCACCGUCUUCAACAUCCUGCGGGAUGUGGCCACGCUGCGCUUGGGCAACAGGAGCGCCGUGCUCUUCUACGCGGUCUUUGCAGCCCAAGGGAAGGAGCGCAGCGGCUCUGCCGUGUGUGCCUACCGCGCGCAGGAUAUUCAGAGAGCCAUGAACGGGCGCUUUAAGGAGUUCAAGAGGGACUGCGACAAAUGGACCAGCGUGACGCAGAGCGACGUGCCUGAGCCGCGCCCAGGGGCUUGUGUCACGAGUAGCAUGAAGAGGAAGGGCAUCAGUUCCUCGCUGGCCCUGCCAGACCGUGUCCUGACCUUCGUCCGCGACCAUCCGCUCAUGGACGAGUUGGUCGCCCCUCUGGAAAACAGGCCAGUGCUAGUCAUGCCGGACACGCAGUACCGCCGGCUGGCUGCUCACCGAGUCAGGUCUCUCUCUGGGGAAGAGCACGACGUUCUGUACCUGGGAACAGAGGAUGGGCAUUUGCACAAAGCGGUCAAGAUUGGUCCACGACUUUCCCUCAUCGAGGACCUGAUGCCGUUUGCAGAACGCCAGCCGGUCCGGAACCUGCAGCUCCACCAGGACUGGCUGUACGUGGCUUCUGACAGUGGAGUGGCCCAGAUCCGCACAGCCACCUGUGCUGCAUACAGGACCUGCCAGGACUGCAUUUUGGCCAGGGACCCCGCUUGCGCCUGGAGCCCAGUGCAGGAGGCCUGCCAGGACCACCGCGGACAGGCUGGGCUGAUCCAGGACAUCACAUCCGUGAAGGUGCUGAAUUUGUGCCCCGUGCAGAGCAAAGAGGUGCCCACCACCAUUGAGGUGCCCGCGCUGCUCUCUGCCCGGGUGGUCCUGCCCUGCGUCCCCCAGUCCACCUGGUCCAGCUGCGAGUGGCAGAGACCGUCCCCAGAGGCAUCAGCCUACAUCGUGCGCAGCGACGGACUGGAGUUCACCGUGACGGCGGAAAUGCUGGGGGAAUACACGUGCCGCUGCACGGAGUCUGGGGUGGGGGGCGUGGUGGCCUCCUACAGCCUGGUGAGCGCCGGCCAGGGCGGGCACAAUCCCUACCGGUCGGGCGAGCGCAGCUACAGCGUCCUGGUCGGCGUCUUCUGCUUCGUCUUGGGCGUCAUUGUGAGCAGCGGCUGCUUGCUGCUCCAUGAACGGCGCCGGCGGGAGCGCCUGCAGCGGGAGCUGAUCUGCCGGGAGAGGAACGGGCUAGACCUGAUGCAGUCGACCACCACGAGCUGCAGCCACGAGCCACAAACCCCGAGCUCGCCGGAGGACGAGCGCCACCCGCUGGCCACGGCCAAGAAGAACGGCAGCCUCAACGGCUACCCCCAUCUCUACAUCAACGAGCUGGACACGGAGCAGGCCCGCAUCUACCUGACUGGGGUGCCGCUGGCCAAGUGCGACGAGACCUCCAUCUAG
Messenger RNA from Elgaria multicarinata webbii, 2235 nucleotides. RefSeq names its product ssemaphorin 4F (gene SEMA4F). The transcript is spliced from 14 exons. Bases 67 to 2235 code for a protein of 722 amino acids. Gene Ontology annotation, cellular component: plasma membrane. Gene Ontology annotation, molecular function: chemorepellent activity; semaphorin receptor binding. Gene Ontology annotation, biological process: positive regulation of cell migration; axon guidance; negative regulation of axon extension involved in axon guidance. The record is from RefSeq and is a predicted model, not a curated record. Lineage: Eukaryota; Metazoa; Chordata; Lepidosauria; Squamata; Anguidae.